Molecule: messenger RNA, 4156 nt
Organism: Sitophilus oryzae (rice weevil)
Lineage: Eukaryota; Metazoa; Arthropoda; Insecta; Coleoptera; Curculionidae
Product: ras-GEF domain-containing family member 1B-like
Exons: 11
Coding region: 32-2230 (732 amino acids)
Biological process (GO): Ras protein signal transduction; positive regulation of GTPase activity
Cellular component (GO): plasma membrane
Molecular function (GO): guanyl-nucleotide exchange factor activity
Source: RefSeq, a predicted model, not a curated record
CUUAUUUCCAGCACUCCGAAGUUGGCCAUAGAUGGACGACCCCGAGAUCCAAGAAACGGUGGAAGCCAUCUUGGGCAAGGGGGUGAAAGUAGUCGAUUGCGAGAAGAAAUCUUCGAUUAAAGAAGAGGAAGUGCUCUACAUUAACGGCAUACCGGUGACGUUGGAAGGCAGGGAUGGGGUGGCUAUAAAACAGGCCCUGAUCACGGGCCAAGUACCGCCGUGUGAUUUGUUGAAUAAGCUGCUGAUUAAUAGUGGCAUAUUGAAAGCGCCUGUUAAACUUGAUACAUCCCUAUCUGUCAAAAGUACGACUGUAAUCAAGGAAGAAGUGACAGUAUCCAGGGAUGGCAAAGUUGUGGACGAACGCAGUAGAGAGACAAAGGACCAGUCCUACUACACGAGCGCCAUGACAGAAGUUUUCGAACCGAUUAAAAUUAUUCCGACUGCCGAACUGCUAAACGGCCGAUACAAUGGCAGUUCAAGCGACGCCUUCAACGGAAACUCCAAGUGGUCCAAGUUCGGAAGCAGUUCCAGCGCUUCCAGCUACGAGUCUGAGCAAGAGACUCCGCUCCGCUACGGACCCAAGCAGUGUCUGAGUAAAGACUCAGGCCACAUGAGCUCUACGGUGACGGAUAAGGUGGAUUUCACGCAGAGUAGCAUAGAUUCGCUUUCUAGCUACGACGACACGGAUUACAUUUGCGAUCAGCUGAGUAAAUGCGCUAGCUUUGUAGGAGGAAAUGGAUAUACCAACGGAUAUUUACCAACAAUCUUCGGAACAGUGGCAUCUGACCUCACUCCAAAGGAUUGUUCUAAUAGGCGGAGUCUGCCACAAACACCAACCAUUAAAAGUUUUUCGACGAUUUUCGCAAACGACUCGAACCAAGAUAACUCAGGCGAUCCCAGUUUACAGCAGGAUAAUGCUCUGGUCUACAGGGACGGCAACCUCUUCAGCGGCCCCCUAGAGGCCCUCAUCCAGCACAUGGUGCCCACUGAGUCGUACUACCCGGACCGGGCCUACCUCUUCGCCUUCCUCCUGUCUGCACGCCUAUUUAUCAAGCCCCACGACCUCUUGGCCAGGGUGCGAGCCCUGGGCGACCAGCAGCAAGGAUUGGGUUGUGGUACCGGUACUGGGACAGCAGCGGUUCCGCAGGAACGAUUCGCCGAGAAGAUGGUGCAGUUGCUGGCCGAAUGGACGGAGACAUUCCCCUACGAUUUCAGAGAUGAACGUAUGAUGGAUCACGUGAGGAAAAUAACGCAACAAUGCUGUUCCAUCAACCCGGGUUUGCGUGCCAACGUCUCCUUAUUGCUUCAUAAUCUCCAUCCAAGACUCACUGCCCUAGAUGAAUACGAAAAAUCCUUGGAAAAUCAGACAAACACUGCAUCAUCUGAUGAGAACAUCAGCUGUCCAGAUAUAUCAGAAGCUUGUCCCAGUCCGGAAAAACUGGCACAACAGUUAACUCACGUAGAACUGGAAAGACUAUCUUUCAUUGGUCCAGAGGAAUUCGUGCAGGCUUUCGCCAAAGAGAACCCUGCUUUAGAGACGUCUUUCAAGGAUAUGAAGAAAACGAGGAAUUUGGAACAAUACGUGCAGUGGUUCAAUAGGCUGAGCUAUUUUGUGGCGACACAAGUCUGCAAGUUUCAUAAGAAGAAACAGAGAGUGAAGACGGUGGAAUACUGGAUUGAAACUGGAAGAGAAUGUUUCAACAUAGGAAACUUCAAUAGUCUCAUGGCAAUCAUAGCAGGGCUUAAUAUGUCUCCAAUAUCAAGACUGAAGAAAACAUGGAAUAAAAUACAGUCCGGCAAAUUCGCCAUCUUGGAACACCAGAUGGACCCCAGCAGCAAUUUCAGCAGUUACAGGAGCACUCUGAAAGCUGCAAUGUGGCGUAGCGCAGGCGCUACAGACCAAAGACAGAGGAUAGUCAUUCCAUUCUUCAGCUUGCUAGUGAAAGAUUUGUACUUCCUAAACCAAGGCUGUUCCAGCAAAUUGCCGAAUGGCCAUAUCAAUUUCGAGAAAUUCUGGCAACUGGCCAAACAAGUAACGGAAUUCAUGGCCUGGAAACAGGUCACCUGUCCGUUCGAGAAGGACCACAGUGUGAUAUCCUUGCUUCAGCACAGCCCUAUACUGAACGAGAAUGCCCUAGCCCUUGCCAGUUUCGAGUGUGAACCCCCUGAUAACAAUCAAGAAAAAGAAAGAUGCAAAACGCUCAAAGCUGAGGGAAGUAGUAAUAAUUGAAUCAAAGAUUAAGAGCUACUUUUAUGGGAAAUAUCUGAGUGCGAAUAUUGUCAUCAUAAUUAGUUUGGUUUUUGUAGUUCUUAGCUGGCUCUACUUUCAGUCGAUUUUUUUCUGUAUUAGAUCAGUUCAAAUCGCGAGCAUGACUCACGGAAAAUAUUGUUUUAAAUCAGUUUUAUGAUUAUUUUCUGUAUUGGAGUCAUAAAUCUUGGAUAUAAGCUCUAUAUUAUUGUCCUGAAUGUUUUAUUUCCAAAAAUAAACAAGUCAAAGCCAGUUAAAAGUGGGACAAAUAAAAUGCCUAAUAUAUUAACUAAUAUGACAGAAUUCUUAUUUUCGAUUAAUUGAAAAUAUAUCAAAUAAGAUAGUGAAAAAAUUGCCAACUAAAAGAUCUGAAUAGAAAACAGCUACAGAAUUUUUCAUGACAUAGCAGACCAUCAUUGGGAUCUCGGAAACUAGAAGAGAUAUGAGGUCUUUAGGACAGCCUGUACAUAUCUGAAUGAUUUUGUUUUAUUUUGCAUAUACAGGAUUGUCCGCUUUUAAUUAGCAAGAUAACAGUCCACCCUUAAAAGAAUUUCGUAGAUCAAAAUAGAAAAAUGUAUUUUUUUUUGCAGUAGGUGUUGCAGAUAUAUAUUAUUUCGAUAUUCUAAUAAAUAUACUUGGCCUGCUAUUAUAUGAAACAUAUUCGCUCUGAACUCAAAGUAUUAUUACCUUCUUCCCUUAUUCAUUUAAAAAUAUCACAAAGGUACAAAAAUAUUCCAUAGAAUCUAUGGCUUUAAUAGUUCACUACAUAAUUUCCAAUAAAUAUAUUAUUAUCGGUUAUUAUAUAUUUUUUUAUAUUUGUUGUAUAGUUUUUUUCUUCUUCUGUAAAUAAUUUCACCUGUAAAUUUUAAGUUUUAUUGUAAUAAUUUUGUAAAUAUUUCGUUAAGCUGCUCGAUAAAUUUAUUUGUAAAGAAGUUCAUAAUAAUAUGUACUUUUUAUUACAUCAUAUUUAAUUGUGAUUGUUUUAUAGAUUUAAAAAAAAUGUUUUUUUUCUUUAAAAAUUAUAAUUACUAUAACUGCUACUGCACAUCAUAGUUAACAGUAAUUUAGUUGAAAAUUACCUUAGUAUUUUUUACAUAUUUUGAUGAUUUUUUAGUGAUACAAAGUCUAGUUAAAAAAAAUAAGGAGCAUGUUAAAUAUUAUUUGUUUUUUGAUGCAUUAAUUUUAUUUUAUAUUUAUGAAAACUAAGUUUAAAUUUUUACAACAAACAUGACACUGAUAAUUAAGAAUUGAUUUGUGAAUAACAAAAAGUGACCCUUAUUUUGCCUAUGUGAACGUUUAUAUGUGAUGCAAAAAUUGUUUAUUUAAAAUAAAAUAGGUUUUUGCUAUUGUAUUAGUGUGAGCAAACAAGUACACACAUAUGUAUAUCUACUUAGCUGCUAUAAGGAUAGAUAUAGUUAUUUGGAACAUAAAUACUCAAUUUUGAAAACUUUUUAGAUGAUAAAAGAUAUCGUUUUAUAUACGCCUCUAUAUAUUUCUAAUGUUUUUUACCUGAAUGUUUUGUAUGUAUACAUAUUAAUUAUUGUAUUGUACUUAAAAUAAGUUUUAUUCUAUUUCGACCAACGUAUUUAUAACAGUAUUUCAGCAAGUACCUUUUAUGUCACAUCUUUUCUUUUUUUAUUCAAUUUUGUAUAUAAAGAAUUACAAUUUUUUUUACUUCAAUUCUUUAUGUACAAAAUAUAAUAUACUAUAGAUCGCAAAAUUUUGGGAUUUUCGCUACAAAAAAUGCUUUUAAUCGUCACCGCGAAGUAGUUAUAAAAACUUGGAAAGACUUAAAAUCAUCAGUAUUCUAGUCAUUAGUUAAGAUUAUAUCUGAUAUACCGCUUACGAUGUAUUUCAUUUUAAGCUGCUAAAGUGUAAAAAUUAUUUGUAUUGUAUCAAUAAAAUGUU